Colletotrichum truncatum is the source of this 1227-nucleotide messenger RNA. NCBI's taxonomy places the organism in Eukaryota, Fungi, Ascomycota, Sordariomycetes, Glomerellales, Glomerellaceae. The record is from RefSeq and is a predicted model, not a curated record.
AUGCUUCUCCCCAAAGGCGGAAUCAACUGGAAGUCAGCCCAGGCCAGACUACCUCCCACGAGAGCGAUAUGGGCUAUUAUCACAAAAACGCGCUUUCUCCUUCUCCUUGUCCUCACCGGCCUCGUUCUGCUAUUCUGGCGCGGCAUUAGCACGUCAGCUUCUGAAAUGCAGAGCUUCUACUGCUGGGGCCCCGCGAAGCCCCCCAUGGAGAUGUCGCUCAACGAGCAAGCUUCAUGGGCCGCUCACCUCCAGACCCCCGUCAUUUUCAACCACCAUGAGCCCCUGGAGAUCAACCAUACCUCCAUCCAGCACGUCAACCUUAACCCCAUCAAGUCGACUCGCAAGGCUGCCACCAACGAGGAGCGUGUCCUGAUUCUUACUCCUCUCAAGGACGCUGCCCCCUAUCUUUCAAAGUACUUCGAGCUGAUCGCCGAACUGACCUAUCCCCAUCACCUGAUCGACCUGGCCUUCCUGGUUGGUGAUUCCAAGGAUGAUACUCUCGCGGUGCUUGCGUCCGAGUUGAACCGCAUCCAGCGCCGCCCUGACAAGAUUCCCUUUAACAGCGCAAUGAUCGUCGAAAAGGACUUUGGCUUCGAGCUGAGCCAAAGUGUUGAGGAGCGUCAUUCGUUCAAGGCCCAGGGCCCCCGAAGAAAGGCUAUGGGCCGUGCCCGUAACUACCUAUUGUCUGCCGCUCUGAAGCCUGAGCACUCCUGGGUCUACUGGCGCGAUGUCGAUAUUCAGGACAGCCCUAAGAAGAUUAUUGAGGACUUCGUUGCCCACGACACGGACAUUCUUGUUCCCAACAUCUGGUUCCACCGAUACCGUGACGGCCGCGACAUUGAGGGACGCUUCGACUACAACUCUUGGGUUGAAUCCGACAAGGGCCGCAGACUGGCUGCCUCCUUGGAUAAGGAUGUCGUUCUCGCUGAGGGUGAGGAUAUCAGUUACAAGGAGUAUGAUACCGGCCGCAGAUAUAUGGCUAGGGAGGGCGAUUGGCGCAACAAUAAGGAUGAGGAGCUCGACCUUGAUGGCAUUGGCGGUGUCAAUAUCCUCGUCAAGGGAGACGUCCACAGAUCAGGAAUCAACUUCCCAUGUUACGCCUUUGAGAACCAGGCGGAGACGGAAGGAUUCGCAAAGAUGGCCAAGCGUGCCGGCUACAGGGUUGUCGGUCUCCCCAACUACGUUGUCUGGCAUAUCGAUACCGAGGAGAAGCCCGGAAACGCAUGA